This is a messenger RNA of Sycon ciliatum, 2051 nucleotides long. RefSeq names its product arylsulfatase B-like. The coding region runs from base 226 to 1719 and encodes 497 amino acids. The transcript has 15 exons. NCBI's taxonomy places the organism in Eukaryota, Metazoa, Porifera, Calcarea, Leucosolenida, Sycettidae. The record is from RefSeq and is a predicted model, not a curated record.
UGCUUGUCUACGUCAACCAAGAGUCAAGACAGCUCAGUACUGACAGGAGCUGAACUGCACAGUUCGGGAUUCAAGACCAUAGCAUGUCCUCGGUCAAAUGGCUGUGAUUCCGUAACAGAAUAGAACACUAAAAAGUCUUGUGCUUCAUUCGUGGUUGGAGCUUUCCCCUUCAAACAAAAUUUCAAAUAAAUAAUUAGGCUGCUGACGAUAUUGAAAGCCACCAUAAUGUUGGGGCUACUGGUCGUAGCAGCGCUCUGCUGUGCUUCGCAAGCGGCUGAUCAGCCCAACAUCCUCUUCAUUGCAGCGGAUGACUUGGGUUGGAAUGACGUAGGCUUCCAUGGAAACGAGGCCAUAAAGACUCCACACCUGGACGCGCUGGCACGGGAAGGGGUCAUUCUGAAUCGUACAUACGUACAGCCAUUGUGUUCUCCGUCAAGAAGUUGCUUCAUGAGCGGACGUUUUCCAUUCCACACAGGACUGCAGCACAUUGUGAUUAAGCCGGAUCUUGGCUAUGGACUAAACCUGAGCAUUACGACCACUGCUCAGCACAUGAAGUCUCUGGGAUACUCAACUCACAUUGUUGGAAAGUGGCAUCUUGUAUUCUGCAGUAAACAGUACACUCCAACUCAGCGUGGCUUUGACUCCUUCUAUGGCUACUACCUAGGAGCAGAAGACUAUUACACGCAUCAGCGAGCUUUACCCAUUCCUGUUCCAGCAGUCCAGCUUGGUAAAAAGGUCGUAGUUUCAGGCUUGGACUUUCAUCGUGACACAGCGGAGUCUUACAGCAAUGUCCUGGAUGACAACGGUACCUACUCUGCGUAUUUGUUCAGCAGAGAGGCCAUCAACAUUGUGAAGAAGCACAACGCAUCAGCUGGUCCCCUCUAUAUGUAUCUGCCAUUCCAAUCAGUCCAUAAUCCUCUAGAGGCUCCGUUGCGCUUUCUGGAGAUGUACUCAACCAUCAAGGAUAAAAAUAGGCGAACUCUAUCUGCAAUGGUGUCAGCCAUGGAUGAAGCAAUUGCCAACAUCACGCAGGCGUUCAAGGACCAGGGACUCUGGAACAACACCAUGCUGAUAUUCACAACGGAUAACGGAGGACCAGUCACACAAGGUGCCAACAACUGGCCAUUGCGUGGCAGCAAAGCCACGGUGUGGGAAGGUGGCACGCGCGGCUCGGCGUUCAUUCAUGGAUUCAUGCUGAACAAGACCGGAUAUACAUAUAACGGCUUGACUCAUGCGGUCGACUGGUAUCCGACUGUUGUGUCCAUGGCCGGUGGAAAAGUCGAAGAUCCUGAAAUGGAUGGCAUGGACAUGUGGCCAGCGUUGCAGAACAACUUGACGUCACCCAGAACUGGUUUUGUGUACAACAUCGACAAGACCGGGGAUGUGUCGGCUAUCAGAGUGGGGAAGUAUAAAUAUAUCAAGGGCAAUCCGGGAAUUGGUGGCUGGUAUCCUGCACCUACAGUUGAUCUUGCCCUGGAGGAUUAUGGUGAUGACGGCGAAAUCUCAGCAGACAAGGGACCUUGGCUGUUUGACUUGGAUGUUGACCCAUUAGAGAAGAACAAUCUCUACUCAAGUAUGCCAGACCAGGUGAAGGUGAUGGAGGCCCAGCUGGCCGAGUACAUGGAGGGAUACGUCAACGACCUCUAUAGCCAGCACCAGCCAGAUCCCAAAUGCAACCCAGAUCUCUUCAACGGAGCCUGGUCAUCAGGAUGGUGCUGAUUACUAGUGUGAUAGUAUCCAUCAUGUCCUGGUAACAACACAUCGCUUUAUUACGAUUUGGGUCGAUUUUGAUACUAUAAUUAUGUAUAAUCAUUUCCACCUGAGUCACAGAGUACUACGCAUCUGGACUCCAGGUAGUCGUAACAAACAAAUGGCAAACCGAAAACAAUGGGUCUAUGUAAUAUUAUAAUUAAAUAAUUCAGAAUACUUUUGCUUUCUCCCAUGCCGAGCUGCCCAGCAUGCCUGCGUCAUCUCCCAGGACUCUACUUGCUUCUCAGAGUCUGGUAUCGUGAAUUGAUUGAUGGGUGCUGAGCCAAAUUGGCCGUGGUAAA